This is a messenger RNA of Nymphalis io (European peacock), 1127 nucleotides long. RefSeq names its product uracil phosphoribosyltransferase homolog (gene kri). The coding region runs from base 147 to 818 and encodes 223 amino acids. The record is from RefSeq and is a predicted model, not a curated record. The transcript is spliced from 4 exons. Lineage: Eukaryota; Metazoa; Arthropoda; Insecta; Lepidoptera; Nymphalidae.
UGUCUUUCGAAAUUGACAAUAGAGUCAAUUGACAUAAUAUGCUUGUCACUUGUCAGUAAAUUUUCAGAAAAGUGUACCUACCUAGGUUUAGCUGAAAAAUUUAUAUUGUUUAUUGUACAUUUUACAUAUUGUUUUAUACGCAAAAAAUGGAAUUAAUUGAUAAUGAUAUUCGCCAAUGGGAUGCGAAUGAUAUAAAGGAGCAAUUUGGAGACAACCUGAUGCUAUUGCCUUCUAAUGACAACAUAAAGGAACUACAGACCAUACUUCGAGACAAGAACACAACUCGAAGUGAUUUCAAGUUCUAUGCAGAUCGUCUGAUUAGACUUGUUAUCGAAGAGAGUUUGAAUAAGUUGCCAUUCACUGAUUGUGAAGUUAUUACGCCAACAGGAGCUUUAUAUAAGGGCUUAAAAUAUGGAUCUGGAAAUUGUGGAGUAUCAAUUGUUAGAUCUGGAGAGGCUAUGGAGCAGGGCUUGCGAGAUUGUUGCCGAUCUAUACGCAUAGGUAAAAUUCUAGUAGAGAGUGACAAUGACACACACGAAGCACAUGUUGUAUAUGCAAAGUUCCCUGAGGAUAUUGCUCGAAGACAGGUACUAUUGAUGUAUCCUAUUAUGUCCACCGGCAACACUGUCAAACAGGCAGUGAAUGUUCUUACACAGCAUGGCGUGAAAGAAGAACGUAUAAUACUCUCCAAUCUCUUUUGCACCCCUGCAGCAGCUCAGGCCGUCGUUGACUAUGUACCGAAGAUGAAAAUACUUACGUCAGAACUCCAUCCCGUAGCUCCAAACCACUUUGGACAGAAAUAUUUUGGAACAGACUGAUAUGAGGGUGACUUUGAGAUGUGACAUCUCUUACAAAUAAAUAUUUAUUUGACCUGCGCUCUUAGAAAUGCAUGAACUUACAGUUUAACUUUACAAACAAUAGUUCUUAAUAUUCAUAUGUUAAUAAGAGAUGUAUUAUAAUUUAUUACAGCAAACUUUCAGUUUAUGUAUAAAAACUUUUUCAAUUGUGAUUUAGGCUUUAUUCAGUGUUUUUACACAAAAUAAAUUUAUUUUAUAAAAAAAUGGUAUGGUAAGACUUAUUAAUCUGUACAAUUAUAUUAAAGCAUAGUUUAAGGAACAUACUUUAUA